GCAAUCGAAUAAAAACGCCCUCCUGUUCCAGUUCCUUCAAAUGUUCGGCGUGUGUCGGGAAAAGUUUUUUUGUGUUUGGCAAUUAGUAACCUGGUAACUGCUUCGAGAACCGCUCGGGAGGUUAGAGAUUCGGGUUGGUGCGUUCAUUAUAACACAUUUUAUGGCUACUUGUGCAUUAAAGAUGCGGCUUACGAAACUCAAUCAAUCAUCGAAAGGAAAUGUACCCUAUAAAUCUUCAAUUUACGCUUUGAAGCCUGUGUCGUAGCCUGUGUUACAGAACUUAUUGCGAUUGCCGUGUAUGAAAAUGAUUGCUUCCUUAAACGGCUUAUUUCUGCUGUCACAAGUUAUAAAAGUAUGGAUAACCGCAUCGGUUCGCACCACAAACCGGAUGAACGCCCUGCUUUCCGAGUCGAUGCUCAGCCGGCGGCGGGCCCAGAAUCCGGAGGGCGACGGCGGAGCUGGAUUUGAGGGCGGCGAGCGCAACGAGAAGCCAAAGAAUGAUUGGAAAUUUUUUCACACCAAUUUCAAUAUGGAACGUGCCCACAAGAUCAUCGAAGAUUGCAUCGAGGAGCGUCUGCUGUGGGAUCGCUUCAGCCGCAAUUACGAUUCUUGGCGUGCCCUGCAGUUGGUCGAGAGUCUGGCGGCCGAGAUACGCGAUCGGGUCAAGAAGUUAAACCACAGUCGGCAUCGCAUUAUCUGCCUGUUGUCGAUUGUGGAGAAGCAGAAUCAGGGCAUCUACCAGAGAAUGUGCCACCUGAUGGACGAGAAGCGGGAUAACUUCACUCAGCUGGUCUUUGAGCGGCCCACCUACUUCAUGAUCGUUGUCCUGUAUCUGGUCUACAAGGAUUAGUCCUUAGUCCUUAGAGCUUAUAAAGUUUCCUUUGGUCUAGUUAAGUGAUUGGUUAAGACACGUAAUAAAUGAUUGAAAAUUGAAAAAAA
Molecule: messenger RNA, 939 nt
Organism: Drosophila pseudoobscura
Lineage: Eukaryota; Metazoa; Arthropoda; Insecta; Diptera; Drosophilidae
Product: tctex1 domain-containing protein 2
Exons: 3
Coding region: 299-850 (183 amino acids)
Biological process (GO): microtubule-based movement
Cellular component (GO): cytoplasmic dynein complex; cytoplasm
Molecular function (GO): dynein intermediate chain binding
Source: RefSeq, a predicted model, not a curated record